Sitodiplosis mosellana (orange wheat blossom midge) is the source of this 1424-nucleotide messenger RNA. RefSeq lists its product as uncharacterized. The transcript has 2 exons. The coding region runs from base 71 to 442 and encodes 123 amino acids. Lineage: Eukaryota; Metazoa; Arthropoda; Insecta; Diptera; Cecidomyiidae. The record is from RefSeq and is a predicted model, not a curated record.
UUAACUAAAUCUUUUACCUUAAAACGGUUUGAAGUGUUUGUUUUGUAAAAAUAUUUUUUAAAUUUCCGAUAUGAAAUUUGUUGUUAUUCCUUUGUUUGUGAUUGGCUUCGUAGCAAUGACUACGGUACUUGCUGAUGAAAGACCAGGAAGCGACAUUGCUACGGCGUUGCAAAGUUUGCUCGACGGUUUGAGUACGGCCGUCGCCAAAGGUGACAUUGGUGUUGUUCAUGAGACAUUACAAAAGGGGAAAAAUCAACUCACUGAAUUGAUACCAAAGGUCGAAUCGCAGAAGUCGCGUGAAGUCAUCAAAAUAGUCGAGAUCAAGCUCGAAGAGUUGAUUAGCAAAUUAUCUGCCAACAAGGCCAAUAUGGAUGACGUUCGUGCAUUCUUGAACGAUGCCAAAGUGAAAUUAAUGCAACGCUUAGCUGAGAUAUCCAAUUAAAAGCGAUGAAACGAUUCGGCAUCGCGGCAUUGUUACACUUUGAAACUAAUCCGUCAACCGUCCGUUAAUAAUGCAAUCAAUUUAGGUUUGAAUGUUCUCCAAAAAAUUGCACAAACUUUCACCACCUUUUGAAGGAUUUUUCGCACAAUUCUUAUGCAAAAUAGUUUGAUGUCAAAUCAGAAUUAUAAUUUUGAACACUUCUUUCUUUGAUCCUGGCAAAAAAAUACCGUUGAAAAUGCGUAGAUUAUCUAUCAUGCCGGAAGAUGGGAUGUAAGAAAAUAAUAAUGUUCUAAUAUGUUAAGAUCUUGAUAAUUUUAUCAACUUAUGAAUGUGAAUAAAAGAUAUAACAAAUCCAAUUUGAUGCAAAUGGCGCGUACAAAAAAACGAAAACCAAAAACAAACACGAUCUAUCAACACAUUAUCAGUAAAAGUCUCUUGUAUUAGAUGUAUCGAUUUGAAAUUGCUUUUUUUUUAUCAAACAGAUAAUUCUUCAUAAAAUGACAAAAACUUGUAAAAUGAAGAAAUCAAAAGUGAAAAAAAACUUUAUGCUCUUUCGAUUCAUAUCUAUAACUCAAUUAUUUUACCUAAUUUGCCAUGUGGUUGUUCAACCAUAUAUUUUACAUGUAACCAAGACGAAAUAGAAAAAAUGCAAAAAAUUCAGAAUAGAGCAAUGCGAUUAAUUUUAAACUGUGAAUAUCGUACACACCGAGAAUGGAUGUUAAAAACCUUAAGUUGGCUAAGCAUUGACCAGAUGAUAAAAUUUUAGGUUUUAAUUUAUAUAUAAAAAAUGAGAAAUGGGCUUCUCCCAGAAUAUUUAAUUGACAACCUAAUUUAUACAAUAGACACACCUCACAUCAGAAACACAAGGCAGAGAACAAAUAAUGAACUAAGACCAAAUUUUAAAUAUGAAAAAAACCAGGAAGAAUAUAUUCUAUUAUGGAGUCAAAAUGUAUAAUGAGCUUCUAAUAAAUAUAAGAGAAAA